UUGUGGUUUAGACUUUGUAGCAAACAAUAUUUCCAUAUUACAAAUCAACCUAAAGAGAGAAAUUUAAUUUUUAAUUUGGGAUUACAAUUUUGAUGGUGAAUCAAUCCCAAUAUCCCAUGAUGGAGCAAAAUGAAAAAAUAAAAAGGUAAAUUUCUUCAUGUGACCCUGCCAAUAGUGCCAUGCAAAGCUGUGGAUCCACAUGUCAACUUUACGAUCUAAACAAAUAUAACUGUUAAUGUCCAACGACAAACGCCACAUGAGUGAAGAAUUGCCUUCGUCAAUCAACUACAAAAUCAAAUUAACCUUCCAAAGGAAAAACAAAGCCAAAGACACAAAAUUAUCAUCCGUUACAACUUGUGUUGUCUCUGGCCUUUGAUUUAUGGGAGACAUAGAGAAAGAUUAUAAUCUCAAGCCCAGCUUUACACAGAUCGUGGUAGUCACAUCUAUUGGGUUGAUAUUUGUCAUAGCAAUACAUUAUCGCCUAAAGCAGAUUAGAGAUCAAAGGAUCAUCCCACGUUUAAGAUUAUCACGUGCAGGUCACACUCCAAAGCUUGAAAGGUUCUCUCAUUACGUAGCUAGGCAAAUGGGGUUCAAGGAUAGGAGAAUUUGUCCUCAACUAUGUAGAUUGGCUUCUGAAUACAUAAGCAAAUGUGAGGAGUGUGAAGAUGAUAUAUAUGCAUUCUUUGAGAAUGAACCGCAUGCAGAUUCACUCUAUGUCAAGCUAGUGGAGGAGUUUGAGAGAUGCAUUCUUAGUUAUUUUGGAUUUCAUUGGGACCAUUGUGAUAUAAUGAUAAGUCAGGUAUUGAGUUCUGACACUUUUGAGCCGAAAACAAAGUUGAAGCACAUAGUUAUGGCAGCUACAAGGGAUCAAAGGUUCGAGAGAGUUGCCAAGAAUCUGAAGGUGGCUAGUGUUUUUAAUACAUUAGUAGAAGAGAUGAAAGCAAUGGGAAUUGCAGUAAAUGAUGACUCUCAAUGUACAGAGGUAAUGGCUCCUGUAGCUCACAGUGAUAGGAGCCCAGUCCUUCUUCUAAUGGGGGGAGGUAUGGGAGCUGGGAAGAGCACUGUGCUCAAGGAUAUUCUCAAAGAACCUUUCUGGGCAGGAGCAUCUGGAAAUGCUGUAGUCAUUGAAGCAGAUGCCUUCAAAGAAUCACAUGUCAUCUAUAAGGCGCUUUCCUCAGGAGGCCAUCAUGACAUGAUUCGAACAGCCGAAUUGGUACACCAAUCUUCCACAGAUGCAGCAUCAUCCCUCCUGGUAACAGCAUUAAAUGAGGGCCGUGACGUAAUUAUGGACGGCACACUCUCCUGGGUGCCAUUUGUUGUGCAGACAAUAACAAUGGCUAGGAAUGUCCACCGCCGCCGUUACCGCAUGGGAGUUGGCUACAGGGUGAAUGAAGAUGGGACCAUAACUGAAAACUAUUGGGAACGGAUUGAAGAUGAAGAACCUGUACAAGUUGGAGGAAAAAAGAGAAAACCAUAUAGGAUUGAGUUGGUUGGAGUAGUUUGUGAUGCUUACCUUGCUGUUGUUAGAGGCAUAAGGAGAGCUAUCAUGAGUAGAAGAGCUGUAAGAGUAAAAUCACAACUGAAAUCACACAAGAGAUUUGCUGAUGCAUUUAUGACAUAUUGUCAAUUAGUAGACAAUGCCCGUUUAUACUGCACAAAUGCAUUGGAAGGCCCAGCCAAGUUGAUAGGAUGGAAAGAUAAAGACAGGACCUUGUUAGUUGAUCCCGACGAAAUUGACUGUUUGAAGAGAGUUGCAAAGUUAAACGAAGAUUCCAACUCCAUAUAUGAACUCUACAAACAACCCAAUCCAGCUUGCAAAGCUGGAUCAGUAUGGAAAGACAUUGUAUUAUCUCCCUCAAGGUUGAACAUCCAAAAGGAGCUCAAAUUUUCAAUCCAAGAAAUUGAACGCAUGAAAUGAAAACUUCAUGGAGCACAUAAAAACC
Cicer arietinum (chickpea) is the source of this 1943-nucleotide messenger RNA. The record is from RefSeq and is a predicted model, not a curated record. Lineage: Eukaryota; Viridiplantae; Streptophyta; Magnoliopsida; Fabales; Fabaceae.